This is a messenger RNA of Phacochoerus africanus (Common warthog), 2888 nucleotides long. RefSeq names its product SLAM family member 9-like. The coding region runs from base 43 to 1080 and encodes 345 amino acids. The transcript is spliced from 7 exons. The record is from RefSeq and is a predicted model, not a curated record. NCBI's taxonomy places the organism in Eukaryota, Metazoa, Chordata, Mammalia, Artiodactyla, Suidae.
AUUGUUUCUUCUGCAGCUGAAUAGGCUGGCAGGCAGCCUGAAAUGGGGACCUGCUCAGAAGACCCCCACCCCUGCUGGGCAUCCCGGCUCCUCGGACUCAUCAGUCUCUUUCUCAGCGUCUGCAGCAGUGGGACCAAUAGUGGAGGUCCUGCUCCUGGAGUUCAGGAUUCUGGAGCUCCUGAUCUUCUGCAGGGGAUCCGAGGAGGUUCUGUGCUGUUUCAUGUGCUCAAGAAGCAAGACGCUGAGCUGGAGGAGGUUGCGUGGGGCUUUGGUCCUGGGUCAGAGUACAGAGUCCUGCUGCAAGUCCGUCCUGGGGAAGCUCCCACCUGGGUCAGCCUCCAGGACAGGUACCAGCAGAGGGUCCAUGUGCCCAACAUGACAUCCCUGAAGAUUGAGAACCUGACCACUGAGGACAGUGGGCUGUACCGGGCUCGAGGCAGCUUCACUGGAGGAGUAGAAUUUACCCAUGUUUUCCACCUCACUGUCUAUGAGCCUGUACCCAGUCCUGAGAUUCUGGCUGGGCCACGAUCCAUCACACCAGGCUGGUGCAAUGUCACCCUGGAGUGUGGGCCCAGAGGAGUCACAAAGGACCUGAAUGUGACCUGGAAGAGGGAGUACAUCCCUGAGGAGCUGGAGCAGACAGGGACACUGGGACCUGCCUCAAACUCCCACACCCUGGCUGUGAGGCUGCCCCUGAGUCAGCCCUACUCCAGUAUCACCUGCGUGGUCAGCAACCAGAUGGACCAGAAAACUGCUACUGUAGGUCUUGGGGAAGUCUGUGCCCGUGGUUCUCAAGGACUGCCCAUUGCUGGCUGCCUAGGAGCCAUUGUGGUUCUGCUGCUGAUCCUGGGAUCUGGACUGUGUUUUUGGAAGAAAUGUGGAAAGAAGAAGAUAGAGAUGAGAAGAGGUGCAGGAUCACCAGAGGACCAAAAAGAUGAUGACAGCAUCCAGUAUGUGGAGCUGAACCAGCAGGAAUCUGAAGAGGGCGUGUACAUGGGUGUCAGUGAACAACAUUCAGGGCCUCUCACUACUAUCUACAGUGAAGUCUGUAAGCCAGGCCAUGCUAUGAAGAUAAUUUAAUUGGAGGAAACAGAAGAAUCGGCGCUCCUAGGAGUUUGAUCCCUGCAGACACCUGCCUCUUCCAGCUCUGGUCCAGCUCCAGCUGCCUUUGGUCUGGUUUACCCUGAUGCUCGCGGCUGACUCUGGGAAUAUGUAGCCCUAUCACUUCCUCUAGCACCUCCUUAAGCUCUUUUCCCUCUCAGGAUCCUCACACCUGCAAAUUGAGUGCCUCUUCUCUGUCCUGACCCCUCUUCUCCUGAAGCUUCCCAAAGAGGACCUUCCUGACUGUGCAUGUGUUGACCCCUACAGCCUCUGCCGCGUGGCUGGUGUGUGUCUUUCUGAGAACACAAGCCCAGGCAUGGGGACUAUGUGGAAGUUUUGUCCACACCACAGAGAAGGUAAUUAUUAACGAAGAAAGUUAUUAACUGCUGCUGGAUGCUGAGUCAGGAGUCCAUGGAGGCAGCAUGGGCAGGACUCACCCGGGGCUCCCUCUGGAGGAUGCUGGGGCUGUAUGAAGCCAAUGCCAAGAGGACAAGCACCACCCCCUAUAAAAGGUCUGGACAACACUUCUUCCCAACUCCUGAGGGACUCGCAGACUGAAACCCAGAGCAUAGAGACUUCUGAAGGUCUUUCUGGUGGUGAGUCCACAUGGGAGCAAAAAUGGACAUGAUGACCUCCAGUGACCUGCCUGGCCCAGAGGGCUGAGGUGAGGACUUCCCCACCCCACCACCAGCCUCACACUGACGUUUCAGCUGCACCACAAGGUGGGGGAGAUCUUCCCCUCCCUGAGCGUCCUCAGGUCCUGGAAGCCCCUGCUUCCUGCCUUGGGUCACAGAUCUUGGGUCACAAGUGGGUUUAAUCUAGGACCAUGAGCUGCUAUGGCUUGUCUGAUGACCCAGAUUCCUGGGUCAGUUGGUUUCCUUCCUUGCUCAGUUCCACUUGGCCAACUCAUGUCUGCCUUCAGACUGUCUAAACAUGGUCCGGGCCAAGGGCAUGGACAUUAUGAAGCAACGCUAGAAGCCUCCUGGAUGAUAGAUGGGUGAGAGUGGAGGUGGACGAAUCUAUAAUAGGACUCCAUUCCUGGUUUCCAGUCCCUCAGGUGGAGCAAAGAACUGAGGGAGAGAUAGGCACCAUGGCCUCAUAGACUUCCCAGGUAACUGGUCAUGGCUGUGCCUUAAUGCCAAUAUGCCCAAGAGCAUUAUAAGAUGUGACCAUCCAGUAGCCAGUCCCACCUCACCACAAUCAGAAAAAAAAUAAAAUAAAAUGAAGGGACCUGGGUUUUCUGAACCUAUAACAAACUAAGUUUUGUCCCAGGCACUUUGGAAAUAUUAUUCUUCUAAUUUGUACAAGGACCUUCUAGAGUUAGUAUUAUUAUUCCCCCUUUUGCAGAACAGAAAACUAACAUCCUAAACUAGUUGGUGGCAGAGCAAAGUCUUCAUCCAACAAAGGUCAUACCUUACCCUUCACCAUUUAGUCACUGACGGCCUUGGAAUCCUAGUGUAUUCAGAUGGGAUUAUCCUCCAUUUGUUCCUCUCCCAAGGAUAGUAGGCUCUGACUGAGGUGUCUCAGUAUUUCCGUUGAUAUGGAGCAGAUGGUGGUUCAAAAGGAACUACUCCUUAAAUAGACAGUGGGGCCUUGGUGGGUGAGACAUAGAAUGAGAGACCUUGACUUUUGAUGCAGAUGAGACAUUCCAAGAGGAGAUGUUUCCCCCUCUUGGGUCUUUGUCCAAGGCCUUCUUUUCCAUGUAAGAUGGUUGUAUGUGUCAUCACCAUCUUCAAUCCAGUGUUAUUUGCAGUGUUAUUCAUAAAAUCAUUUAACAUUCAACAGGC